GGCGGCGGGGCUGGGGGCUCAGCCAUGCCGGGCUCGCUGAAGGAGCAGACGGCGCUGCUGUUGGGCGACUACUUCCAGCACCGCCUGGGGGACGCGGCGCUGCCGCCGCCCAGCCCCGCGGCCGAGACGCUGCGGCGGGUGGCCAGCGAGCUGGAGAGCCGGGAGCGGCCCUUCUUCCGCGCCUGCCGCCCGCUGGCCCUGGACGAGCGCCGGGAGCCGGCGGCGCUGCUGAGCCGCGUGGCGGAGCAGCUGGAGGCGGAGGGCGGCCUGAACUGGGGCCGGGUGCUGGCGCUGGUGGUGUUCGCGGGGAGCCUGGCGGCGGCGCUGGCCGAGCAGGGCAGCCGGGAGGAGGCGGGCCGCUUGGCCGAGGUGCUGGCCUCCUACCUGGCCGAGGAGAAGCGCGAGUGGCUGGAGGCGCACGGCGGCUGGGAUGGCUUCUGUCACUUCUUCAAUGGACAUGGCUCUCAACCAACUGACCAGAGCAGUACCAUAAGCAGUGCUAUCAUGGCAGCAGCAGGGUUUGGACUAGCAGGGUUAGCUGUUCUCUUGGCUGUACGAUAGGCUGAUCCAAUGGAUGUUGCAAUGGAAAGUACUCUACAAACUGCCAACUUGCCAAUUAGAUUUCAGUCUAUUUUCUAUAGGAUUGACUCUUUAAGAAGAUAGAAGUUUUUAUAUUUUUUAAACUGGCUUGGAGAAUUGUCAUCUUACCACAUCCUUGGCUACAAACUGCUUUACUUGCUACCCAGUAACAGCACAAAUGAAAAUAUGUACCGAAACCACCAUUUGUGCAUGCACACAUUGCUUAUGAGCUCUGACCAUCCUCUGAACCUCUUUCUUUGAAAGAUGUAAUCUAAAUAUUGCCAUAGUUCAUUCAUGUACUGUAACUUCAGAGUAUUUAAUGUUAUGCUAGAAUAAGCAGUGGCAGUCUCGCAACCAAACCCCUUUGUUCAAGGUAUUUUGUUUAAUUGGGAGUAACUUUAGAACACAACUUCAGCUAUGCUGUAAGGUGAGCUAACACUAACUGUAAUGUAACAUGGUUUAUAACUCCAAAUGUGAUGCACUGCACAUAAUACUGAGAGGCAAUUCAUUGGUUAGUCUAGAGCAAUGAGUACCUAUGUUGUAAAGAACAUUAUGGCUUAAUAUUAAGGAAAUAUGACUAAGAAUAGUAUGCAGCUACACUACAAAUAGGUGAGGACUGAUAUAAAAGCAGAAAUGGCUGCAAAAUCUGUUCUGACUGAAAGGAAUUUAACUAUUGAAGACUUUUUUAAUUGGUAUAUUUGGAAAUCAGUGAAGGCUGGAAUUUCUCUGGAUUUCCCUGUCAAAUCAGAAUUUCCAUAUAUCUUAAUAUAUUUUUGAAGUAUUUAUCAUUGUAUAAUACUUGUAGCCAUGACAUCUUUAUUUUUGUUUGAAAUUUCAUUUUGAAUACAGGUUCUCAUGAUCUCUCUAGUGUAUAUCAACCAUUGUCUCCUUGAUCUAACAGUGUUAGUCUGUUUUUAACAAGCUGUGUAUGUCUUUCUACUGUUUCUAGUAGCUUUUAACUUUCCUGGGUUACUUUCAGCUUGUACAGUUUCUGUGGUGACUUAAUAUGGUGAAUAAAUGCUAUUAAGUAUUUUUAUUUUAAAGA
Molecule: messenger RNA, 1624 nt
Organism: Gopherus evgoodei (Goodes thornscrub tortoise)
Lineage: Eukaryota; Metazoa; Chordata; Testudines; Testudinidae
Gene: BCL2L10
Product: BCL2 like 10
Exons: 2
Coding region: 25-561 (178 amino acids)
Biological process (GO): intrinsic apoptotic signaling pathway in response to DNA damage; regulation of apoptotic process; extrinsic apoptotic signaling pathway in absence of ligand
Cellular component (GO): mitochondrial outer membrane
Molecular function (GO): protein heterodimerization activity; protein homodimerization activity
Source: RefSeq, a predicted model, not a curated record